Molecule: messenger RNA, 2172 nt
Organism: Penicillium macrosclerotiorum
Lineage: Eukaryota; Fungi; Ascomycota; Eurotiomycetes; Eurotiales; Aspergillaceae
Product: putative ABC transporter
Exons: 3
Coding region: 1-2172 (723 amino acids)
Molecular function (GO): ATP hydrolysis activity; ATP binding
Source: RefSeq, a predicted model, not a curated record
AUGCUGCCUCGAACAACGCUCCGGGCCCGGGUCCCUAGAUUGGUGUACAUUCAGUCCACUCGUUUGACGUCCAGGCUGCCUCUGAUUCGCAUCGAAAAAGGCACAUUCUAUAAGCAGUAUCCCACCGACUCCGAUACCGCGACCAACCCGCCGCUAUAUCCGAACUUCAGUUUCAUUCUCCCCUCUGGCGUACCUGGCUCGGAGAAAAAAAUCAUUUCAAAGCCUUCUUUGCAACACUGGGCUGUAAUUGGUCCAUCCGGGCGAACAGAUCUGCUGGACAUCCUGCGUGGCCAGCAUAUCUCGAUCCCGCCCGACGCUCGAUCGUAUCCCUACCUCCGCUCCAAGAAACUCGCGAAGAAGGACCCCCAAUUGCGCGAUGUUAGCAAUGCCAUUCGAUAUAUUGGAUUUAGUGGGGAGGGUUCGAACGCCAUUGGAGGCACCCGCGGCGCGUACCUAAGUGCCCGCUACGAGAGUCAUCGCGAGGAAACUGAUUGGACGGUGGAACAAUUCCUUCGUGGGCAAACCUCGCUGAAUCCGAUGGAAGGAGAAGAAAAAGGAACGAUAUAUGAUGAAGCCUUGUUCAGGGAUGUUGUCGUCGACCUUCAUCUGGAGCCGCUGCUCGACAUGCCUGUGGCUAACCUCAGCAACGGUCAAACCCGGCGAGCGCGGAUUGCCAAGGCUCUUCUGAGGAAGCCAGAGCUAUUACUUUUGGAUGAGCCUUUCAUGGGACUGGAUCCGGCCACAGUUCGAAGCAUUUCAAGUUUACUUCAUCGUCUGGCUGAGAAAUGUGCUCCAAGACUGGUUCUUGCCCUUCGUCCCCAGGAUCCUGUACCAGAGUGGAUCACACACUUAAUACUUGUCGGCAAUUCGCACAGAGUCAUUGCGCAGGACACAAAGGUGAAAGUCCAACACGCCAUCGCAAUUUGGCAACGAUUUGGAUUCGACUCUGACGUGAAAAAUCCUGAAAAACGAAUCAUUGACCGCGCCAGAGUUCAUUGGGCAAAUGGCAAUCUAGAUGAGCAUCUGCUCCAGGACUUGACUUCCCACCAGCCUCAAAAGGCUUCCAGUACAAUAACAGCUUCUCUGAGCGGGGAGGUGUUGGUGGAGAUGGAAGGAGUUCGUGUCCAGUACGGCGAGAAGGCAGUGCUGGGAGACUGGAAGCAAGAAGUAAAUGCCGAAACCAAAGACGGCCUACAUUGGUCGGUCCGCCGAGGCCAACGCUGGGCCAUCCUUGGCUCCAAUGGCUCGGGGAAAACAACCCUUCUUUCAUUAAUCACCUCGGACCAUCCGCAGACAUAUGCGUUGCCUAUAAAACUUUUUGGUCGAUCUCGUCUUCCCGAAGCGAGCAAGCCGGGAAUAUCCAUUUUUGAAGAUCCAUGCUUUUUCCCACGCCAGUUGACAAUACGGGAGGCCCUCGAGUCAGCCUUUGCGGAGACAUUUCUUUCGAAACCAAAACUCAACCACGAGCGCGACCUCGAUGUGAGUGCCGCCCUGCGGUUUUUCAAACCCGAACUGGACUUGAAUGCCGCUGAAGAUCUGCCAAAGGUGUCUACCGAUACCAAAAUCUUCCCUAAACUGGCUCCUAAACUGGCUCCCUCCAAGCCAGUAGAUUCAGACGCGCGCAAGCGACGCUCCAAAACCUCUCCCUAUUUACCAUUAGACCAUGAAAUUGAAUACGCCGAUCAUGUUCGAUUUGGUCAGCUCAGCACGGCACAGCAGCGUAUCGUGUUGUUUCUUCGUGCUCUGAUCCAUAAGCCGGAUAUUGUCAUUCUGGAUGAAGCCUUCUCGGGGUUGACGGCCACUCAGCGCGAUAAGUGCCUGCGGUUCCUUGAGGAAGGCGAAGGCGAGAAAGGAAGUGAUCAUCCUCGGCAUCAGGGACUAUCGGAAGAUCAAGCCCUCGUUAUCAUCAGUCAUGUCAAGGAGGAGAUCCCUGAUAGUGUUAGAUUCUACAUGCGACUUCCCUCAAAACCCGAAGAUGGCUCGGAGGCACUGGAUUUCCGCUGUGGGAUGCUCAAAGAUACUACUGUUCUGCGCGACGCCGAGACCUGGAACCUGGUGUGGUCCUCGCCCUCGCAAUUUUCCCAAGAGAGCUGUCAAACAGCCGCCACAACUCACGCCUCGGAUGUGGACGACCAAAAUGAUGCUGCAAAGCUUGGGUAUUAUACCAUAUAG